Messenger RNA from Asparagus officinalis (garden asparagus), 1764 nucleotides. Its product is annotated as lysophospholipid acyltransferase LPEAT2. Gene Ontology annotation, molecular function: calcium ion binding; lysophosphatidylethanolamine acyltransferase activity. Gene Ontology annotation, biological process: phospholipid metabolic process. The record is from RefSeq and is a predicted model, not a curated record. The transcript is spliced from 14 exons. Bases 136 to 1716 code for a protein of 526 amino acids. NCBI's taxonomy places the organism in Eukaryota, Viridiplantae, Streptophyta, Magnoliopsida, Asparagales, Asparagaceae.
GGUUCUGACCCCCCAACUUUCCCCUCUUCGCUGUCUCCACCUCCUCCAAGAUUUGGGUUAAGAUUCGCUUACAGUCACCGCUGCCACCUCUCACAACUCUCUCUCUCUCCUCCUCUGCCGAUCACUGGUUCUCCAAUGGCGGACUCUAGCAACAAUCUCAAAACCCCUCUCCUCCACAAUCGAAACCAGAACGACGAAGAAUUCGUCAUCAACAUCCAAGUCAACGGAGGAGGAGGAAUCCGAAACCCUAACCCUAAUCCGAAUCCAUUCGAAUUCUUGGGGGCAUCGCCGGAGCUACCUCUACCAAGGCCGAGCUCCAUCGAUCCGUUCAAGAACAGGACGCCGUCUGUCGUCGGCGCUGGGUUCUACGAGUGGGUGAAGGUGGUGGUGAUUGUGCCGGUGGCUUUGGUUCGGUUGGUGAUGUUCGGUUUGGCUCUCGCCGUCGGAUAUCUCGCCACGAAAUCGGCGUUGGAGGGGUGGAAGGAUCGGCAGAGCCCGAUGCCGAGAUGGCGGUCGAGGUUGAUGUGGAUCACUAGGAUUUGUACUCGAUGCAUCCUCUUCUGCUUUGGCUACCACUGGAUUAGGCGAAUUGGGAACCCUGCUGCUCGGGAUGUUGCUCCUAUAGUUGUUUCCAAUCAUGUUUCAUAUAUAGAACCCAUAUUCUUCUUCUAUGAAUUGUUCCCGACGAUUGUUGCUUCAGAAUCACAUGAUUCCCUGCCCUUUGUUGGAACUAUAAUUAGAGCAAUGCAGGUAAUCUAUGUUGAUAGAUUCUCAGCAGCAUCAAGAAAACAUGCUGUUAGCGAAAUCAAGAGAAAGGCUUCUUGCAACAACUUUCCUCGUGUCUUAUUGUUCCCUGAGGGUACCACAACAAAUGGAAGAUCCCUCAUCUCUUUUCAACUUGGCGCAUUCAUUCCUGGCUUUCCAGUUCAGCCUGUGGUUGUUCGUUAUCCACAUGUGCACUUUGACCAGUCAUGGGGCCAGAUUUCUUUGGCAAAGCUCAUGUUCAGAAUGUUCACUCAAUUCCACAAUUUCAUGGAGGUGGAGUACCUGCCUUUAAUUGCACCACUUGAGAUCAAACAAGAAAGUGCUGUUCAUUUUGCCGAGCGGACUAGCUAUGCUAUGGCGAGGGCACUUAAUGUUGUGCAGACAUCACAUUCUUAUGGUGAUAUGAUGCUUCUUACAAGAGCUUCACAGCUUACAAGAGAAAAGUGUUCGACUUAUAUGGUAGAAAUGGCACUGACUGAAAGUUCAUUCGGCAUAACGACAUCUGAAGCCAUGGAACUUCUGGAUCAGUUCUUUGCUAUGAACCCCGAUACAGAUGGACGUGUCAACAUUCAUGGCUUUUUACCAGUUUGUGGGCUUGGAUAUUGUCGUCUCUCCGAAAAGAUUUUUAACUACUUAGAUGUGGAAAAGAAGGGAUCCAUCACAUUUCGUCAGUUCUUGCUUGGAUCAGGAUAUGUAAGGAAGCAGCCAUUGUUCAGGAAUGCUUGUGAAACUGCAUAUAGUAAAUGCAGUGAUGAUGGUGGUGCUGCAGACCAUAUAACUCUGAACAAGCUUGGUGACUUAAUUCAAUCAAGUAUGCCAGAUACAAGCGAAGAAACUGUUCAUCAACUACUUCAAGGUUUUGAUGUCGACAAUGAUGGAGUGAUCAGCAGAGCUGAUUUCCUGAGAUGGCUACAAAGGAACCCCUUGCUCAUUGCAAUUUUUGCUGCUUAGAGCUAAGGUGAAAUCAUACCAGAGUUUGGCAGAGUCCAAGCCAUCUAU